Molecule: messenger RNA, 1620 nt
Organism: Brettanomyces nanus
Lineage: Eukaryota; Fungi; Ascomycota; Pichiomycetes; Pichiales; Pichiaceae
Exons: 1
Coding region: 1-1620 (539 amino acids)
Biological process (GO): mRNA cis splicing, via spliceosome
Cellular component (GO): U1 snRNP; U2-type prespliceosome
Molecular function (GO): RNA binding; actin binding
Source: RefSeq, a predicted model, not a curated record
AUGGCAUGGGAAGAGAUCGUUGAUGAUAAAGGUCGUGUUUAUUACUAUAAUUCAGACACAGAGGAAACUCAAUGGGAGAGACCGAAAUCAUUUGGUGGAGAUGAUUCCAAGAUAGAUAAGAUAUUAGCUAAGAAUGAUUGGUCUAGGUAUACGACAGAUGAAGGAGAAGUAUAUUAUUUUAAUGAGAAGACGGAGAAAUCGGUCUGGGAAUUACCUGAGGAUGUUAUUAGGGAUUUCAAGAAAGAAGAAGUGAAGGAAACAAGGCCAGGGCAGAAGGAGAAGGAGAAGGAGAAAGAGAAAGAGAAUGGAGAGUCCAGAAUUAAUUCACUAGGUGAUCGAACUGAAGAAGUUUGGGAGGAAGGAGGACAAGGACAAGGACCAUUGAUAAAGCAGAAAACUUUGAGUCGAGCCAAUGAUAUUGUGGGAUUGAAUGAGAUAAUACCAAAGUCAGAGGAUGGAAUUGCUGAAUAUUCGGAUGAUAUUGAACAUAAUGUAGAUAAUAACGAAGAUCAUGAAGAUCAAGAAGAUAAUAAAGAGGAUGAAAUUGCCAAACAAGGGUUUGUUGAUAUGUUGAAAGAGAAAGAAAUUGAUUCUAGUUGGCCGUUUUCGAAAGUGAUGAGCUCAUGUAUCGAAGACGAUCGAUAUUGGAGAAUUCAUGACCCAUUAAUGAGGAAGCAAUUGCACCAGAUAUAUCUGAUUGGAAAAGCAGAUGAAGAGUAUAAGAGAGUUGAAAAGUCCAAACAGGCGUAUAAAAAGAAGUUUUUGGAAGUUUUGAAAGAGCAUAAGGUGGAAUAUUAUAGACGGUGGAGAAGCGUGGGCAAGGAGCUCACCGAUGAGCCUAUCUGUUCUGUGAUACCUAGUAAAUUGAAGCAGGAGUUCUUUAAAGAAUAUGUGGAUGAAUUAAGGGCUAAGCACGAUGCAGAAAUAGACGAUGUUAAGAAGCAGCAGCUGUGUAAGUUGAGAGAGCAAAUUGCUGCAGUAGGGAAGUUCAACAGUCGAUUUGAAGAGGUGUUACAUGGUCUAUAUCUUGAGAGUAAGUAUCCUACAGUUGACAAGAUUGAUGCCUUGAGAAUAUUUGAGUCUGAGAUGGAAAAGAAAGACUUAGAAUUGGAAGAUAAGAUGAAACAGAGCAGUCGAUUGAACUAUCGAGUGGACAGACAGGCCAGAGAUCGGUUCCGGAAACUUCUUGAGGGACUGUCUGAACAUGAAGAUGUAACAUUCAAUGCCAAGAUGAAAUGGGUUGAAUUUCUGGAUCUGAUCAGGGAAAAACCUGCAUUUAUAGAGCUCUGUGGGCACAAAGGAUCAUCAGCAAUUGAUAUUUAUUGGGAUAUUCUUGAUAGAGAAAACCAGUUGGUUCGUGCAAAGAGAGAUAUGUGUCGGCAGAAGUUGGCUAGCCAUAAGUUGAACAUCAAGAGCUUUGAAGGGAAUCUAGAUACGUUUAAGGCCAAGAUGGACGAAAUCGGAGGCAUCCAUAGUGAUGAUAAGGAUAUUGGCCAAGUAUUUGAACUACUACAAGAAGAGGUGAGUAAUAAAAGGAAGAUGGAAACUAUGGGUCGUAGUAGCUCACCAGGUCCAAAGAAGGCUCGCUUGGCAAGAAUGGGGUACGGAAUCUUACAAUAG